Messenger RNA from Colletotrichum spaethianum, 1971 nucleotides. RefSeq names its product lysM domain-containing protein. The transcript is spliced from 4 exons. NCBI's taxonomy places the organism in Eukaryota, Fungi, Ascomycota, Sordariomycetes, Glomerellales, Glomerellaceae. Bases 1 to 1971 code for a protein of 656 amino acids. The record is from RefSeq and is a predicted model, not a curated record.
AUGUCGCCUCACAUCAAGUCUUUGACGGCUCUGGCAUUCUUGCCCCUAGCUUUUAGCUUCAAUCUCUGGCCCUUGGUUGAAACGGAAGCAUUGGCAGAGAUCCUACAGAUUGCACCUGCUUGUGUUGUGGCAUUCGAAAGAAAUUCUACCGUUGCCUGCGACCAAGACCUCUUCCAGCGAACCAUCAACGUUGACGGGCUCUGGUGGCAAGAGCAAGAUGUCACGACACUGUGCGAAACCGGCUGCCUCACCUCGGCACGCGAUUGGCACGCCAGUGUUGAAAGCAGCUGUGCCUACGACCUGAUGAUCCAAGGUGAUCGUCUUGUCGAGGCGGACACUCUUUCUGGUCGUUUCCUCGAGGGUCUCGAACUCGCCUGCACUCGCUCGGCAUCCAACGAAUGGUGCUUCAUCGAGCAGCAGGAGUGGACGGGGUCCGACAUGGUCACACCAGACUGCGCCGCGAACCCGGCCGAUCCGUUUUGCACGAACCCAGGGAACGUGAGCGCCGAGAACCGCCGUAUAUCGUCCCUAUACGACAACGACCUGCUGUGCUCCGAGUGCUUCCUCAAGCUCUUGUACGCCCGCGUCACGUCCGCGUUCCUCCCCGACGUCGACUACUCGGACUACCUGGUCGGGGAGUUCCAAGACAUCCAGGAGGUCUGCCAGACCACCGUCGGCGAGCUGGCCACUAGGGUGCUGCCCAACUACCCCCAUACGACGGACGCGGACGUCACUCCCAUCAGGACAGAGGUCACGUCUACCGAGACGGACGCCCCGGCGCCGACAACCACCUCGGAGCCCGUCCCGACCAAGGCCCCGGUGCCGGACACAGAAAAGGGCUGCGAAGCUGUGGGCUGGCAAUGGGUUGACGUCCUCGUCAUGGAAGAAUCCACAAUUGCGGAGACGGAGCUUGAGUUCUGCAACGAGAUUGCCGAAAUCUAUGGCGUCGCGACGGGCGAUUUGAUGUAUACGACAAACACCCCCGGCGCAUCGAUUGCGGAAUCCGCAUCCAACACAACCCACAUCGUCAACGCGGUUCAGAUAGCCACCUGGAACCCGCAUAUUCUCGGUGCUUGUGAUCAUCUGGUCAAAGAUCAUCGCCCAGGUGGCUCCUGGACGGGCCCGCCUACCAGCGAGAUCCCAGACGACAGCGAUGGUCCUGUGCGCGGCGGUCCUGGUACCACACCCACCCUUCCCAUCAUUGACAACCCCGAUACGCCACCGGAGCCGGUCCAAGAAGGCAUCUCCUCGGUCUGCAAGCGCUACGUGUUUGCGGACAAGGGCGCUUCGUGCUGGAAAGUAUCAAACGAUGGCGGCAUUACCCAGAAGAGACUAUUCGAGCUGAACCCGGUUUUGGGCACCAACGGGGAGAACUGCGACACCAUGCUCUGGCUCAACUACUACUACUGCGUUGGCACCGAGAGCCUGGGCUCGCCGACCACGACGGUGACAAGGACGACGUCGCCCACAAUCUCCCCAACAGCGUCUUCUACGAGCGCUCCAAAGCCGUCUCCGACUCAGGAAGGCAUCGUGGGCAACUGCAACAAGUGGGUGCAGGCCGUGGCCGGCGACUACUGUUGGAAACUGGCCAACGACGCCGGCAUCGACACGGCCCUGUUCUACCAGUGGAACACCGUCCUCGGAUCCGGAGGCGAGAAUUGCGGCACCAUGAUAUGGCCGGACUACUACUACUGCAUUGGCGUCUCUUCUGGCAGCGCCACCACCUCGUCGCCUCCUACGACGACGUCCGCCGGUCCCGCAAAGCCGACUGCCACUCACGCAGGCAUCCCGGCAAACUGCAGCAAGUUUGCCGAGGCGCCCGCACAAGGCGCGUCUUGUUGGCAGUUGGCGACCGAUAACGGCAUCGAGCUGAGCCGGUUCUACCAGCUCAACCCCUCGCUUGGCACCAACGGGGAGAAUUGCGGCACCAUGAUCUGGCCAGGUUAUUUCUACUGUGUGAGCGUAGCAUAG